This is a messenger RNA of Fulvia fulva, 1305 nucleotides long. Its product is annotated as Ribonuclease H. Lineage: Eukaryota; Fungi; Ascomycota; Dothideomycetes; Mycosphaerellales; Mycosphaerellaceae. Gene Ontology annotation, molecular function: RNA-DNA hybrid ribonuclease activity; nucleic acid binding. The record is from RefSeq and is a predicted model, not a curated record. The transcript has a single exon. Gene Ontology annotation, biological process: DNA replication, removal of RNA primer. Bases 1 to 1305 code for a protein of 434 amino acids.
AUGGUACUAAUGGCAGACAAUAUGAGCUCCAAUGGCUUCACCGCUGUGAACCCGACACCUGCCUCCUCGAUAGGACCAGCAUCCGCACCCGCGUCCUCCACAGCUGGCACCAAGAGGAAGCGCGAAUCCAAAGCUGCGCUCAAGUUCUACGCAGUCCGUGUCGGCAAGUCACCAGGCAUCUACCACUCCUGGGCAGAAUGUCUCGACCAGGUCCGCGGCUUCCCUAAGGCCAUGUUCAAGUCCUUCACAUCACUCACCGAUGCCGAGAACUUCGUCAACAACACUGGUGGCAGCUCCGAAGCGAAGGUGACCAAGUACUAUGGUGUGCAGAACGGCCGCAACCCAGGCGUCUAUACGAGCUGGUCAGACGUACUCGAGCAGAUCACUGGCUGGAAGGGACCGAAGCACAAAGGCUUCAAGACGAGGACAGAGGCGGAGCAGUAUGUCGCAGAAGGUCAGCGGCCAGCAUGUGAUGCAGACGUGCCCGUGGGAAGCAUCGAACCUGCGGAACCGCCGACGAAGAAGAUCAAGAGCAAGUUAAAGAAAGGCGGAGUCAAAGAUGAGAGUAGUCCAGCCCCGAUUAUGGAGCAGGGAGAGUACGAGCCGGGUGAAGCACCACUAGGAGAGGACGCAGAAGAUGGCUUUGACGACUCGAUUGUCCUAGACCACACUACCAAUGGAGCACGCUACAAGACACGGGAAGAGCGAGAGUCAUUCACAUACCAAGCAGUCCGCCCUGUCAAAGACGCACCCAUACGAAUCUAUACAGACGGCAGCUCUCUCGGCAACGGCAAGCUCAGCGCAUGGGGAGGUGUGGGAGUCUACUUUGGUCCAGGCGACAGACGAAACAUCAGCGAACCACUUUCAGGCACGAAGCAGACCAACAAUCGAGCAGAGCUCACAGCCAUCAUACGAGCACUUGAGGUCGCGCCGAAGGACAGACGAAUCGUCAUCGUCAGCGACAGCAAGUACGCCAUCGACUGCGUGACAGACUGGUUCGCCAACUGGCAGCGCAACGGCUGGGUCAACUCUGCUCGCAAACCCGUAGAGAACAAGGACCUCGUACAAAAGAUCCUCGAUAUGCUGGAGGAGCGAUUCCGAUUGAAUGAACAUCGUGUGGGAGACGAAAGCCCUAUCGACCCAGCGGACAAGCGAGCUCACUGGGAUCGCGGUCCAGGAGGCGUGAGGUUUGAGUGGGUGAAGGGUCAUGACAAGGAUGCUGGUAACACCGCUGCGGACAAGCUGGCCGUCGAUGGUGCUCGUAGUGCUCAAGAGCUGAGCCAGGACACGAGCUUGCAGGACUAG